Molecule: messenger RNA, 1600 nt
Organism: Chenopodium quinoa (quinoa)
Lineage: Eukaryota; Viridiplantae; Streptophyta; Magnoliopsida; Caryophyllales; Amaranthaceae
Product: gamma-glutamyl peptidase 5-like
Exons: 4
Coding region: 502-1335 (277 amino acids)
Cellular component (GO): cytosol
Source: RefSeq, a predicted model, not a curated record
GUGUUAUUAGUCAUUCAUGACUCAAAUUAUUAUAGGUAGAGAAUUCCUUAGGAGAGCGAAUAUGAAAAUAUUAAAGUAUGAUAGUAGAUUAGUAGGGGGUCCAUUACGAUAGAAAAAAUUAGUAAAAUAUUGUGAAAGAUUUCAAAAAAAAAAAACAAGUUAUAAAAUACGACUACAAAAGAAAAGUGAAGCAAGUAAUAAAAUCUGAAAGGAGUAUUAUGUAACAAAAAAAAAAAAACCAAAAGAGCCCACAAAAUAUUAAGAAAAACAAAAUAAAUAAAGAAAUCCACCUAAGAUACAUGCCAGAUCAACAAGCAAAUAGUCAUCAAAGCCUGUUAUAAAACCCCACCUCUUCUUCUCUUUUCUUGAAUCAAAAAAAUUAACAGAGCAAAAUAGUAAGUUAUUGAAGGGGAAACAACCAUUCCCUUUCCCCUUCAUCAAAUCCCCCAAACAUUCUUAAACUCCCUUCUUUUCAAUUCCCUCCUCCAAACCAAACCCAAAAUGGUGAAUCUGAUUCCCAAGUCCCCAGAAAAUGAACUGACAAAUGAUCAGUUACUAGAGGAAACAAACAGGGUAUUAGGGAAAGGGAAUGGGAAAAAACAGGGGAAAAGGUUUGCAGUAUUACUUUGUGCAGAUGAUUCAGAGUAUGUAAAGAAGAAAUACGGAGGGUAUUUUGGGGUUUUCGUAAGAACGUUAGGGGAAGAAGGAGAAAGCUGGGAUGUUUACAGAGUAGCAGAAAAUGAAUUCCCUAAAGAAGAGGAAUUAGGAAUGUAUGAUGGUUUUGUUAUUACUGGAAGUUGUAGUGAUGCUCAUUCUAAUGAUGUUUGGAUCUGUAAACUCGUUAAUCUACUCAGGAAUCUGGACUCUUUGAAGAAGAAGGUUCUUGGCAUCUGCUUUGGUCAUCAGAUAUUGGGCCGAGCAUUGGGAGGGAAGAUUGGGCGGGCUAGUUCGGGCUGGGACAUUGGGCUUAGGACAAUUAAUCUCUCAUCUUCAUCAAAUAAAUUCAUCUCAACUCUCAAAAUUCCUUCUACGCUCAACAUAAUCGAAUGCCACCAAGAUGAGGUGUUAGAACUUCCUCCCAAAGUUGAAGUGAUAGGUCGGUCCAACAAAACUUCGGUUGAGAUGUUUAGAUAUGGUGACCAUAUGAUGGGCAUUCAAGGUCAUCCCGAGUACAACACGGACAUUCUUCUACACCUAAUCGAUCGCCUUCUACAAAAGAAUUUUAUUGUGGAUGCUUAUGCUAAUGAGCUGAGGGCUAAGUUUAUGGAGUCGCGUGAUCCGGACAAGGAAGCAUGGAGAAAGCUUUGUGUCAAUUUUCUUAAGGGAAGAUUGUGAUGGUAAUUAAGCCAUGAUUAAGGCUCUACAUUCAUGUAGUAGCAAAAUUAAAUAAAUUAGUGAGGGAAGAUCAAAUUUGUAGAUGUAUAUAUUUGGUGUUAUGAACUACGUACUUAUUUGAUUACUACUUGUAACAAGUAUGAAUUAGUUUCGAGGAACCAUUAGGUAUUGCAUGUUAUUUAGGGAGUUUUAAUUUCUAUGAUUCAUGAGUGUAAAAUCAAAAUUGUUUUGAAAAACUUCUUGCCUAUGAAAUUUCACUCUUAGC